GCCUCUCUCUCCACCCUGCCCGCCCCCCUGCACGGCCAUGGAUGGACCGGUGGCAGCCCACAGGCUCGGGCCUUCUGUGGUCUCCUGGGUCCCGGAGGAGGGAGAGAAGUCGGAUGAGGAAGGCGAGGCCCAGGUGCAGGAGCGGGGCCAGUGGACCAACAAGAUGGAGUUUGUGCUCUCCGUGGCCGGGGAGAUCAUCGGGCUGGGCAACGUCUGGAGGUUCCCCUAUCUCUGCUACAAAAAUGGCGGUGGAGCAUUCUUCAUCCCCUACUUAAUCUUCUUCUUCGUCUGCGGCAUCCCGGUGUUCUUCUUGGAGGUGGCGCUGGGCCAAUACACCAGCCAAGGGAGCGUCACAGCCUGGAGGAAGAUCUGCCCCCUCUUCCAGGGCAUUGGCCUGGCCUCUGUGGUCAUCGAGUCCUAUUUGAACAUCUACUACAUCAUCAUCCUUGCCUGGGCCCUCUUCUACCUGUUCAGCUCCUUCACCUCUGAGCUGCCCUGGACCACCUGCACCAACUCCUGGAACACAGAGCACUGCAUGGACUUUCUGAACCACUCGGCAGCCAGCAUGGUGACCCCGUCUGAGAACUUCACCUCACCUGUCAUGGAAUUCUGGGAGAGACGGGUUCUGGGCAUCAGCUCUGGCAUCCAGCACCUGGGGGCCCUGCGCUGGGAGCUGGCCCUGUGCCUCCUGCUGGCCUGGGUCGUCUGCUACUUCUGCAUCUGGAAGGGGGUCAAGUCCACAGGCAAGGUCGUGUAUUUCACAGCCACGUUCCCCUACCUGAUGCUGGUGGUCCUGCUGGUCCGAGGCGUCACGCUUCCCGGAGCCUACGAGGGCAUCAUCUAUUACUUGAAGCCCGAUUUGUUUCGCCUCAAGGACCCCCAGGUGUGGAUGGAUGCGGGCACCCAGAUCUUCUUCUCGUUUGCCAUCUGCCAGGGGUGCCUCACGGCCCUGGGCAGCUACAACAAGUACCACAACAACUGCUACAGGGACUGCAUUGCCCUCUGCUUCCUGAACUGCGCCACCAGCUUUAUGGCUGGCUUCGUCGUCUUCUCCAUCCUGGGCUUCAUGUCCCGAGAGCAGGGGCUGCCCAUUUCUGAGGUGGCCGAGUCAGGUCCUGGUCUGGCUUUCAUCGCAUUCCCCAAGGCUGUGACCAUGAUGCCUCUGUCCCCCCUGUGGUCGUGCCUGUUCUUCCUCAUGCUCAUAUUCCUAGGGCUGGACAGCCAGUUCGUCUGUAUGGAGUGCCUGGUGACAGCCUCCAUGGACAUGUUCCCCCAGCAGCUGCGGAAGAGCGGGCGGCGUGAGCUCCUCAUCCUUGCCAUUGCGGCCAUGUGCUACCUGAUGGGGCUCUUCCUGGUCACCGAGGGCGGGAUGUAUGUCUUCCAGCUGUUUGAUUAUUACGCGUGCAGUGGCACCUGCCUGCUGUUCCUCUCGGUGUUUGAAGUGAUCUGCAUCAGCUGGGUGUAUGGGGCAGACCGUUUCUACGACGACAUUGAGGACAUGAUCGGCUACCGGCCAUGGCCCCUGGUGAAGAUCUCCUGGCUCUUCCUGACCCCUGGACUUUGCCUGGCCACUUUCCUCUUCUCCUUGAGCAAAUACACCCCUCUCAAAUACAACAACAUCUACGUGUACCCUCCCUGGGGGUACUCCAUCGGCUGGUUCCUGGGCCUCUCCUCCAUGAUCUGCGUCCCACUCUUCAUCAUCGUCACCCUCCUGAAGACCCAGGGUUCCUUCAGGAAGCGCCUGCGACAGCUCACCACCCCCGACUCCAGCCUGCCGCGGCCCAGGCGGCCUCUCUGCCUGCCAGGUGCCGCUGCCCAGGACUACAGACUGCCCCCCACGAAGGAGGGACUGACAGCUGGGCAGAAGGAGACCUAUCUGUAGAAUGUGGCCAGAGACCAGGUGGCUCCUGACCCAGGAACCCAGGUCAGGGCCACUCUCCACCCCCGUGGACAGCUCUGCCUCUGUCCCCCACCGCAGACCUGCUGAGAACCGCAGGGGACCCUGGGCACCUCCCUGGAGGCCAGACUCCUCUCCACAGCUGGAGCAGCUUCUCCCGGUGGGCGCGUGCCAGGCUGGGCGCCGGCGCCCCAUUGGAACACACCGUCGUGUCUGGACAGGAGGGGCCGGGUGAGGCCCCGUCCGAUCGCAGCGCGUGCACUGCGGGGGCGCCACCAUGGGGACGCUUCCAGCUGGCACUUCCAGUUUGCUCGUGGGGAGAGCAGCUCUCCCGGCAGGACAGCCCGCGAUCUGGUUCAGAGCCCGAUGGAACUCACCGUGUUGGAAGUGACGACUGAACACGCUAUGUUGGAUUCGGAGGUUCCAUUAGAAGGAGCCCUUCAUUAGGCUCAAUGUUCUGAGGGGUCCCGGGGCGGGGAAUGAGAGAAACAGCUAGGGGGGAGCCUUCACAUGCCCUCUGUCUGGAGUUUUCCUGGAGGGAGUCUCAUGGUGUCCCUAGCUCCAGCUGUAGUUCCACACUCUUCCUGCAGUGUUGUCAUCGACUCAUGGCGCAUUGGGAAGGAGGGACGCAGAUGGUUGCUAGACUUUACAAACCCAUGGCACACAUGCCUCUGCUCUCCUUCCUCUGCCCAAGGCAGACAUUGCUAACCGACCACGGACUCUCGCCCACCUCACAGUCCUUCCAAACUGCGGUCAGCUCCGUUGGCCAUCCUGCUUCUAACCCAAACCCCUGACUUCAUGGAUGGGAAGACCCAGGACCGGAGUGACAAAGUGACUUUUUCAAGUUCACAUGGCUUCUUGGGGUCAGAGAUGUGACUAAAGCCUGGUCUCCUUGUGCUCA
This is a messenger RNA of Lemur catta (Ring-tailed lemur), 2798 nucleotides long. RefSeq names its product solute carrier family 6 member 12 (gene SLC6A12). Gene Ontology annotation, cellular component: plasma membrane. The coding region runs from base 38 to 1882 and encodes 614 amino acids. Gene Ontology annotation, molecular function: gamma-aminobutyric acid:sodium:chloride symporter activity. The record is from RefSeq and is a predicted model, not a curated record. The transcript has 14 exons. Lineage: Eukaryota; Metazoa; Chordata; Mammalia; Primates; Lemuridae. Gene Ontology annotation, biological process: neurotransmitter transport; sodium ion transmembrane transport.